Diplodia corticola is the source of this 2370-nucleotide messenger RNA. Its product is annotated as serine threonine-protein kinase sgk2. The record is from RefSeq and is a predicted model, not a curated record. The transcript has 3 exons. Gene Ontology annotation, biological process: protein phosphorylation. Gene Ontology annotation, molecular function: protein kinase activity. Lineage: Eukaryota; Fungi; Ascomycota; Dothideomycetes; Botryosphaeriales; Botryosphaeriaceae. Bases 1 to 2370 code for a protein of 789 amino acids.
AUGGCGCCGUUCAACGAGCGUCAGCUGGAAAUUAUCAACCAGCAUCCUCUCAAGAGCGUUCUCGACGCGUUCCGCACCACCUUCAAGUCCACCCACCCCCGCAUGAGCUCGCAUAAUGUCGAAGCUUUCGAAAAGAUCGUCAGCGAUGACUUAGUUGGGAGAACCCAGGUGCUCCAGCUGGUGAACACACUCAUGACGCAUCCCACCGCCACUCUUCUACCGGCCUACGGUAAGGAUAAUGGCGCCCUUGUGGGCGAUAUGGGAACCCUCUACGGGCAACUUGCCUCCGGUGUGUCGGACAUCAAGCACACCGCCCGGCUCCUCCAGAACGUCAUAGCCGACGAGGACGACGCUACAAUCUGGGCGACCGCGUACAAGCUCAUCGGCGAUACGAAGCCGCCUCACUCUCCCAUCUCCUCGCAUCGACCGACGUAUCCAAAGACGCCUCCUCGAUCCGCACCUACGCGUUCAUUUAAGGAAACGCCCACCAACUUCCACUCGGGCAGCACCGUCGGCACAUCCGAACAGAGGAAGGAUAUAGACCCUCUUCUCAAUAACGAGGUGCGGAGGAAUCUCAUCUCCAAUCACCCAGGCAUCUUCGACGCAUUUUACGGCCGGGUUUCGCAUCUCGAAGAUGUUGCUAACGCAGUCUUUGACGCCUGCAAAAGCUCGGAUCCUCCCAGGUUCGUUGAGGGUACUGGUUGGACGGAUUGGUCAUCGACCUGUUCUGAAGAUGAGUUGCAAAAGACCGUGGCUUUCAACCAGCCAAGCGUCGAUCCCUCAUUGCCAGACCGAACGAAGCCCUUCGCGGCACCACCGACAAACCGGAAACUUGACGUCGGGAUCAUGACCGGCACCGCUAGCGAUUCGGAACCCGUGUGGUGGUCGAAUAUCCUCAUAGCCGGCGAGCUGAAGAGCAACCGCGGCAGAAGUACUUCACUUCAGGUUAGUUACGACAUUGCAAAGUAUGCACGGGAGGUCCUCUCAUCGCAAGACACACGACGUUUUGCUCUGGGCUUCACGCUGUGUGGAUCACUCAUGCGGCUAUGGGAGUUCGACCGGCUCGGCUGUGUGGGUUCCACUUUCUUUGACAUUCAAACCGAAGGGCAAAGAUUCGUGUCCGUAGUCCUUGGUUGGCUCUGGAUGAACGAUCAAGACCUCGGCUUCGACCCAACCAUAUCGAAACACGACGACGGCACCAAGUACCUGGACAUUCAGCGGAGCGGCAGGUCGGAGCGGAUCAGACUCGAGAGAACCAUGAUCAGGCAGCGCGUCAUCGCCGGUCGGGCGACCACGUGUUGGGAGGGACGGAUCGAGGGCGACAGCGAUGACAACAGCGACGGCGGCAGUGACGGCUCCCCCCAACGAGUCGUCGUGAAGGACUCGUGGGAAUACGAAGACCGCCCGGAAGAAGGCCCGCUGCUGGAAGAUGCCACCGCUGCCGGCGUCGACCAUAUAGCACGUCAUUACCACCACGAGACGGUACACGUGGGAGGGAUUCCCGACGACGUGAUCGGCAACAUUCGCAAAGAGCUUGGUCCUGGAGGGCGAAGCGAUUCCAAGUCUCACGACUCACAAGUAACCGCCAUCCUUACUGGCAGCUCCAGUCAACCGCAGAACAGGGGUGACAGCCGAGCUAGCAACAAAUCGCUGAAAAGGUCCUCGGACCAAACGACGACGUCGCAGUCUUCGAAGCGGCCACGUUUAGACCGACCGCCGAACCGGGUUCAUCGCCGCGUGGUCAUGCAGGACGUUGGAAAAGACCUUUACCGUGCCAGCAGUCUGAGGGCUAUGUUGACGGGACUUAUCGGUGGUCUUAAAGGACACGAAUCCUUGUUGGUCAAGGCCGGCAUCCUUCACCGCGAUAUCUCCAUCGGUAACGUCAUGUUGAACGAUGCCGAGGACGAUGGCUUCCUAAUCGACCUCGACCUGGCCAUUAAAAUGGACCGUGAGGAGGCUUCCGGAGCUCCGAGCAAGACAGGCACCAAGGUGUUCAUGGCCGUAGGCCCUUUGUACGGCGAGCCCCACCUUGGCGUGCACGAUAAAGAGUCGUUUUUCUGGUUACUGUUCUGGAUCGGUGUUCACUGGAACGGGCCCGAGGAAAGUGCUACCAGGUCAGAUGAGUACGACGCGUGGAACGGCGAGUCAACAAACAGGCUAGGGAUGGUGAAGAAUUCCUUAGCGACUGAGGUAGCCAAGUUCAGGGAGCGCCUGGAGGUGGCCUUUACUCCGUUUUGUCGGCCGCUGAUCCCUUUUCUGGAGGAGCUACGCGCCGUCGUCUUUCCCGAUAAGGAAAGACGUAAGGUCGAGGAUCCAGAGCUAUACGGGCAGAUGGUGUCAGUGCUGGAGAAGGCGAAGGAACGUGUGUAA